CCGGGCCAGCCACCGGACAAAGGGCGGAGGAGGGGCUGGACCGCGCCGCGGAGUCCGAAAGAGGCCAUUUAGCGACUCUGGCCAGGCCAAGGGGAAUGCAGAGGAGACACAGAGCAGGCGGGCCAAGAGGACGAUCCGGCCGCAGCACGCAGGGCGGGCGGCGAUGGAGGCUGCCCGCGCCGUGCGCUUCCUACUCGUGGUGUGCGGCUGCCUCGCGCUCCCGCCGCGGGCCCAGCCGGUGUGCCCGGAGCGCUGCGACUGCCAGCACCCCCAGCACCUCCUGUGCACCAAUAGGGGGCUCCGCGCCGUGCCCAAGACCAGCUCGCUGCCGAGCCCCCAGGACGUGCUCACCUACAGCCUCGGCGGCAACUUCAUAACCAACAUCACGGCCUUCGACUUCCACCGUCUGGGCCAGCUCAGACGGCUGGACCUGCAGUACAACCAGAUCCGCUCUCUGCACCCCAAGACCUUUGAGAAGCUCUCCCGGCUGGAGGAACUCUACCUGGGGAACAACCUCCUGCAGGCGCUUGUCCCGGGCACGCUGGCCCCGCUGCGCAAGCUGCGCAUCCUCUAUGCCAAUGGAAACGAGAUCGGGCGCCUGAGCCGCGGCUCCUUUGAGGGCCUGGAGAGUCUGGUCAAGCUGCGGCUGGACGGGAACGCCCUGGGUGCGCUGCCGGACGCGGUCUUCGCCCCCUUGGGCAACUUGCUCUACCUACAUCUGGAGUCCAACCGGAUCCGCUUUCUGGGCAAGAACGCGUUUGCCCAGUUGGACAAACUGCGCUUCCUCAACCUCUCUGCCAACGAGCUGCAGCCCUCCCUGCGCCACGCAGCCACCUUCGCACCGCUGCGCUCCCUCUCCACGCUCAUCCUCUCGGCCAACAGCCUCCAGCACCUCGGGCCGCGUGUCUUCCAGCACCUGCCGCGUCUCGGCCUACUCUCACUCAGGGGCAACCAACUCACACACCUCGCGCCGGAGGCCUUUUGGGGGUUGGAGGCCCUGCGCGAGCUGCGCCUGGAGGGGAAUCGGCUGAGCCAACUGCCCGUAGCGCUGCUGCAGCCUCUGCACAGCCUGGAGGCGCUGGACCUUAGCGGGAACGCGCUGUCCGCUCUGCACCCCACUAUCUUUGGCCACCUGGGCCGGCUGCGCGAGCUCAGCCUGCGCGACAACGAGCUCAGCGCCCUCUCCGGGGACAUCUUCGCCGCCAGCCCGGCCCUCUACCGGCUGGAUCUAGACGGCAAUGGCUGGACCUGCGACUGCCGUCUGCGGGGCCUAAAGCGCUGGAUGGGCGACUGGCACUCGCAAGGCCGUCUUCUCACCGUGUUCGUGCAGUGUCGCCACCCGCCGACCCUGCGGGGCAAGUACCUGGAUUACCUGGAUGACCAGCAGCUGCAGAACGGAUCUUGUGCAGAUCUCUCGCCCUCAGUUUCCCCGACCGCCGAAGGCCCGCGGGCGCCCUUACCCACCGCCACUGGGGAGGAGGUGGCGCCCCCUGCAGGUAACCUCUCGGAGGAGCUGCCGCCGCAGCCGCAGUCGCAGCCACAGCCUCGCGGGCGAUUUCUGCCUGGAGUGGCCUGGGAUGGGGCCGCCAGAGAGCUCUUGGGCAACCGCAGCGCUCUGAAGCUGAGCCGACGGGGCCCUGGCCUCCAGCAGCCGGACCCCUCCGCUGCGGCUGCCGCGGGCCCUGCGCCACACCCCUUGGACCUGCUCCAGAAACCCGAGCGGGAACCUCUGACUCCGGCAGAUGCGGCCCACGCGAAGCCCACCCCGACGGCCGCGCCCGCCUCUGCGCCACCGCCCGCGGGCGACCCCUGGCAGCGCGCGGCGAAGCAGCGCCUGGCCGCGCAGCAGCAGGAAAGUACCGCCCAAUCCGACGGCGGAGUCGGCCUGCCGCCGCUGGUGUCCGACCCUUGCGACUUCAACAAGUUCAUCCUGUGCAACCUGACCGUGGAGGCGGUGGGCGCCGACAGCGCCUCGGUGCGCUGGGCUGUGCGCCAGCACCGCAGCCCACCACUGCUGGGCGGCGCGCGCUUCCGCCUGCUCUUCGACCGCUUUGGCCAGCAGCCCAAGUUCCACCGCUUCGUCUACCUGCCAGAGCGCAGCGACUCGGCCACGCUGCGCGAGCUGCGCGGAGACACCCCCUACCUGGUGUGCGUGGAGGGCGUCCUCGGGGGCCGGGUCUGCCCGGUGGCCCCCCGUGACCACUGCGCCGGGCUGGUCACCCUCCCGGAGCCUGGGAGCCGGAGCAGUGUUGACUACCAGCUGCUGACCUUGGUCUUGCUGGCCGUCAACGCGCUGCUGGUGCUCCUGGCACUGGCGGCCUGGGCGUCCCGCUGGCUGCGGAGGAAGCUGCGGGCUCGGCGGAAGGGUGGGGCCCCUGUGCACGUUCGACACAUGUACUCCACCCGACGUCCCCUGCGCUCCAUGGGCACCGGCGUGUCUGCGGACUUCUCUGGCUUCCAGUCGCACCGGCCGCGCACCACUGUGUGUGCUCUCAGCGAGGCGGACCUCAUCGAGUUCCCCUGCGACCGCUUCAUGGACAGCGGGGGCGGCGGCACAGGGGGUAGCUUGAGGCGGGAGGACCAUCUUCUGCAGCGAUUUGCUGACUAG
Molecule: messenger RNA, 2608 nt
Organism: Enhydra lutris kenyoni (northern sea otter)
Lineage: Eukaryota; Metazoa; Chordata; Mammalia; Carnivora; Mustelidae
Product: TLR4 interactor with leucine rich repeats
Exons: 1
Coding region: 164-2608 (814 amino acids)
Molecular function (GO): protein binding
Source: RefSeq, a predicted model, not a curated record